Ustilaginoidea virens is the source of this 2319-nucleotide messenger RNA. RefSeq lists its product as uncharacterized. Gene Ontology annotation, molecular function: mRNA binding; N6-methyladenosine-containing RNA reader activity. The transcript has 5 exons. Gene Ontology annotation, cellular component: nucleoplasm. The record is from RefSeq and is a predicted model, not a curated record. Lineage: Eukaryota; Fungi; Ascomycota; Sordariomycetes; Hypocreales; Clavicipitaceae. Gene Ontology annotation, biological process: regulation of alternative mRNA splicing, via spliceosome; mRNA splicing, via spliceosome. Bases 1 to 2319 code for a protein of 772 amino acids.
AUGACCUCGAAGUUGUCAGAACAGGGCCAACUAGAAGCCUUUGACAUGGCUUCAAUAAACAAUGCAUUGCCAAACUUUCAUUACCGCCCACAACAGGCGAACCAGUAUUUUGGUGGUCAUCCACAAUUUUAUCACUCGAUAGCAGCACCCACAGGUCAUGAAAUGCUUUCCAUGGCUCAAUAUGCCGGGCCGUCGCUGCAUAUGUCUAAUCAUCCUUACUAUGUCCACCCGGCCCAUGCACCGCAUUACUACCCUCCUAUCCAUCUGCCACAAAUGCACAAUCGUCAAAGCAUGCUUUACUACCCAAACCAGUUGAUGAAUUCUCCAUCUCAUACGGGCUACUACUAUCUGGCGAGUGCCCAAUUGGCUGCAUAUCCGCCGGCAAUUCAUACCAACGUUACGACCGGACGAUAUGUUCCAACGGGAAAACCAAGUAAAGCACAGAGUAGCCGAGGCAGUUCAUCGACCAAGCAAAAAACCGUUCGCGGGCCACCUCGUAAACCACGACAGAGCGGCCACGCCCUCUGGGUUGGUAACUUGCCUCCACAGACAGACUUGAUGGCAUUGGUCCAGCACAUUUUCAAAGGGACAUCUGGGCUUGAAUCUCUGUUCCUUAUUUCAAAGAGCAACUGUGCAUUCGCUAAUUUCCGGGACGGACCUACUUGCUCUGCCGCACAGCUCAGGCUUCAAGAUUCCAAGUUUCAAUCUGUCCGACUCGUCUGCCGACUACGUAAAAAUUCUGUGGAAGGAUCUACAGGAACAGCUGCCCCAACCGGACCGGCGGCGGCUACGGCUACGGCUACGGCUACGGCUACGGCUACGGCUACGGCUACGGCUACGGCGUUCAGUGAAGUAGGUGUCGAGCAACAAGUUGCAAAGGCUGUGACAGAGAGCGACACUGCACAUUCUGGCUCUCUUAUCCCGGAUUCGCCUGAACCCCAACUGGAUUCUCGACGCCAGCAACGCACAGAUAGGUUUUUCAUCUUGAAAAGUUUGACCACAGAAGAUCUCGACUUGAGCGUACAAACUGGUGUUUGGGCGACUCAGUCUCACAACGAAGAUAAUCUGAAUAAUGCAUUCCGAACCGCCGACAGCGUGUAUCUUAUAUUUUCUGCAAACAAAUCUGGCGAAUAUUUUGGAUACGCGCGUAUGAGAUCGGAAACCAACCAAGAUCCGGCAGCAGCGAUCGAGUUUGCACCGAAGGCCCCCUUGGCUGCGGACGAAGUCGAUGUCACCAACGCAACUCGCACAGAUGCAACCGACUUUACCCCCCGAGGCAAGAUAGUCGACGACUCUGCUAGAGGAACGAUAUUUUGGGAGGCUGAGCGAGAUGACUCCGAGGCAAUUCCAGCCAGCGAAAAUGAGGUGGAGAGUACUUGCAGCCUUGCAGUGGAUGAAGAUGCCAAGGUCUGGGGCAAACCUUUCAAGCUGGAAUGGUUAUCUACUAUCCGAUUGCCUUUCUUCCGCGCCAGGGGCCUACGCAAUCCCUGGAAUUCAAAUAGGGAGGUGAAGAUUGCCAGAGAUGGUACCGAACUAGAACCAUCUCAACAACAGCAACAACAGCAACAACAGCAACAACAGCAACAACAACAACAACAACAACAACAACAACUUCCUCUUGUGUUCAAACACUACCCAUCACUUCACUCCUCAAACUCGCCCCCACAACACACCUUCACAAUGGCAUUCUUCCCACGAGCCUAUUACAACCAGGACAAAUCCUUCACUCCCCUCUUCCGACUUCUUGAUGAUUAUGACUCGUACACUCGCCAUGCCAACUCCAAAAGCAGUCAUCAUCAAUCUGCGCUACCACAAUGGCAGCCCAAGUUUGACGUCCUUGAAACAGCCGACUCAUAUGAGCUUUACGGCGAACUUCCAGGGUUGAACAAGGGAGAUGUCAGCAUCGAAUUCACUGAGCCUCAAACAAUUCAGAUUCGAGGAAAAGCCGAGCGAAGAUAUGAUGCAGGCACAGCGCCGAAAAGUCAGGCUGAAGGUCUUCUGUCGGAAGCUGAGUCGCGCAGAAACCGGAGACAAGCAACUGUUGAAGACGUCGAGGACGAGGAGUGGUCUGAUGCCGACCAUUCACCUGCAACGCCUACCAGCAUCACACCUGAGAUUGCAGGGCCCGACGCAACGAAGACCGUCGAUAACGCCAAGUACUGGCUCGCUGAGCGCAGCACAGGCGAAUUCUCUCGAAGUUUCAAUUUCCCCAACCGCGUUGAUCACGACAGUGUUUCGGCCAGAUUUCAAGACGGCCUUUUGCGCGUGAAUGUACCCAAGGCAAAGAAGCCUGAAUUGCGCCGCGUUGCCAUCGAAUGA